Phytomonas sp. Hart1 is the source of this 1659-nucleotide messenger RNA. The record is from the annotation of a GenBank genome assembly. Lineage: Eukaryota; Euglenozoa; Kinetoplastea; Trypanosomatida; Trypanosomatidae.
AUGAGCAGCAGUGAUAUCGAUGAGUAUGAUCCUGGCCUGAAGUCACCCAACAUUGUGAGCGAAAACCAAGUGAGCUUGGGGGAUACUGCUGCACAACACCCUCCCACUACCUCUGAUAUUUUUACAAUGAUUCGACUCAGGGAACCAAAUACUUCCUCUACCAUAGCUUUUACGAAAGCACAAGCGAUCAACAACAUCACUUUGGACAGUCAGGUGAAAGCUAAGAAUAUGCGAUUUGAAGAAAACAAAGGUGCCUCCGCCUUAUACUCCCAGCCUGUGGAUGCGGGUGAGUAUGGACUCCGUUUGCACGGCAUCAAGGGACGCACCCGCUGCAUUUGUCUUUCUCCUAAUGGGUUUCAGCUCUGUGCGGGGGGGGAGGACGGCCAGCUUCUCAUGUGGGAUUUUACUGUGGCGCUGAAAUCACGCCGGAUCGAGCCCACACGUGUUCUAACCCCAUUUGUUAACCGUAUUUCAGGGUACCAGCCGAUUAUUGCGCUUCACGCGGCGGUGGAUGGGAGCUACUUUGUGGCCUGUCAAGAUGGGGACAGCCCUGCUCUUAUUACGUCGGGUGGGAAGCAGCUCGGCUACUGUGCGAUUGGUGAGCGGGGGAUGGUGGAUGUGGUGCAGUGUAAAGGACAUCGCGCGGCCGUCACGAGCUCCUGUUGUCAUGCCACGGUAGCUGGAAGUUUUUAUACGUGCGCGCAGGACGGAACAGCCCGUCUGUGGGAGCAGGGUUCCUAUGAACGGCGCUCUGUGUACGCGGUAAAGCAUGGCUCCGGCCAAAUUGAUGAUGUGGUCAUUGUAGAAAGUGUCCUGAGCCUAACAUCCGUCGGCGGCGGCGGAAGUGUUUUCGCCACGGGUGGACAGGAUGGUUGCGUGCAGUUGUGGGACAGUCGUACAAAGUACCGCCCUGGGGGUUCUGUUAUUUCGUUUGAUUUGUACGCACCACAGGCCCAAUCGUCGCACGCAUGCAAAAAGGCUUUGGAAGGGGAUGACCUAUUUGAAAAACACGUUGGAGGGAUGGCUGAGCUCACUCACUUGAGCGGUAUAACCGAACCGACCCCUGCUGUACUGGCUGUCCGUCGUAACGCACAGCUUCAGUUAGUCGACCUCCGGCGUCUCCUGCCUCCUCAAAAGAGGAUCCGGUCAGCUACCGCAUCAUUUUCCCUUGCACCAUCCCCACCACCCCUCUUUGGGGAUCCCAUCAUGGAGCUACCUUACAUGACCGACACCACACCUGUCAUCGCAACGCCGGACGGGUUCUUAACCUGUACUAGUCGUAAUGGAUAUCGGCACGUGGUUGGAGGCCACGUCGUGCACUUUCAGUGUGGUAGCAACCCGGCGUCCUCGCAUGUUAUCCCACCUCUACAGGUGUGGCGUGCAGGAAGGCCGGAUGAGGAUGUGCUUUGCGUAUGCGCGGAUGUCGCCACGCUUGGAAGUAGUUCUAGUGGUGGUAUUUUCGCUGGGUUAAACUCUGGGGAUGUCGUAGUGCAGACCGCCGUCAGUGGUGACAAUCGCCUUGAUAAGCAUGAUGCGCCCUUCUGGCGUUGGCUGGCAACUCGUCCGGAACCUGAGAAAGGGUCUGGCAAGACCGACUGUCGAUCCCUAGGGCAAAAAUCAGGUCGAAUUCAAGGCGAUGAGUACGAGCUCCUCUAUUGA